GUUUAAUUAGGUUCAUGAUGGCGGACGAUCCCAAGGAUUUUAUGAUGAUGAUUGUAUCUCGCGUUUUCCUCUUUUCUCUCGGAAUAUUGACCAUCAUAGUUGCCUCUCGUAGAGUAGUACAACAAGAAAAAGAGACAGUACCGGAAAAACAAGAUGUAACACAGACACUAACUUGGUAUCACGUGAUUACAUUCCCCAUUGCCGGAUCUAUCAUGCUCCUCGUCCUGUUUUAUUUUUUCGAAUACAUACAACUUAUCUUCAGUCUAUUUUCAAUAGUGAUGUCUGGGAUGACUGUGUAUUGCUUUGUUGAGCCAAUGCUAGAGAAAUGGAAUUGUAAAUCAAACAGAGAGUAUUGCUGUAGUACAAUGGAGUUGAGUGGGUUGCUGUCAUUCUUCAUUGCUUUCAUACUCACUCUGUUUUGGGUCUUAACAAAUCACUGGCUUUUGCUUGACAUACUAGGAGUUACAAUAGGUACAUUUAUGAUACAGUAUGUAAGGCUUCCUAGCUUAAAGCUGUCAUCAAUCUUACUGGUCUUUCUCCUUGUUUAUGAUGUAUUUUGGGUUUUUAUAUCAUCAUCAAUAUUCAAUGCUAAUGUGAUGGUAGAGGUUGCCAUUAAAAAGGCUAAGAGCCCAGUUGCUGUUGUGGCUGACACUUUAAACAUGCCUGAAGUUUCCCAAGCCCAGCCUUUCCUUUCUCUUCCUGGAAAACUAAUGGUCCCUAGUUCCUAUACUGAGGAUAGUUAUUCAAUGCUUGGCCUUGGCGACAUAGUAUUACCUGGCCUCUUGUUGUGUUUAUCAAUGAGAUUUGAUCAGUUAAACAUCAGCACCACUAGCUUAAAAUCAACCAGACACAGACAUCAAUUGCUACUCCUGUGUGGCAAAUGGAAAUACUUCUCCUUAUCAAUCAUGGGGUAUAUAAUCGGUUUAUUUUUAGCAGGUCUAAUGGCUGAAUUAGCUGACUAUCCUCAACCAGCUUUGCUCUAUCUUGUCCCUUGUGUUCUGCUACCAAUGACUGUCAAAGCUCUUGUGCAGGGUCAUUUUAGGAUAUUAUGGCAUGGUCCUUUUACUGAAAACAGCCACUCAUCGUUACCUUUGUAGAAAUUAUAACAAAAAUAUUGACACCAGUGACUUAUUUGUUUUCUAUUCUGCAUUAUUAUUUAUUUCUAAUAAACUGAUAUUAGCAACUUAUAGGCAA
Molecule: messenger RNA, 1194 nt
Organism: Amphimedon queenslandica
Lineage: Eukaryota; Metazoa; Porifera; Demospongiae; Haplosclerida; Niphatidae
Product: signal peptide peptidase-like 3
Exons: 10
Coding region: 15-1097 (360 amino acids)
Biological process (GO): membrane protein proteolysis
Cellular component (GO): Golgi-associated vesicle membrane; lumenal side of endoplasmic reticulum membrane; cytoplasmic side of endoplasmic reticulum membrane
Molecular function (GO): aspartic endopeptidase activity, intramembrane cleaving
Source: RefSeq, a predicted model, not a curated record